Messenger RNA from Corythoichthys intestinalis (scribbled pipefish), 5582 nucleotides. RefSeq names its product cilia- and flagella-associated protein 44-like. The transcript is spliced from 34 exons. Gene Ontology annotation, molecular function: protein binding. Bases 74 to 5257 code for a protein of 1727 amino acids. NCBI's taxonomy places the organism in Eukaryota, Metazoa, Chordata, Actinopteri, Syngnathiformes, Syngnathidae. The record is from RefSeq and is a predicted model, not a curated record.
CGUAGGUUGGAAAUGAGAUACGCGCGGAAUUGCAACGACCAAGUAAAAACAAGGGCAUUGUGAUCAUCUAGUGAUGGCCGCUGAAGGAAAACCCCUCUGUGAAGAUAUGUACUACAAAUAUGAGCAGCUUUACUCCAGACCUUUCAUCACACCUGGCUCUGAAAUUCCAGAAAAUCUCCUAAACCUAUCUCACUCCUUUGGCUACGACUGCAGACGCAGAGCAAACCUGCGGCUUCUGGACGAAAGAACUCUGACCUUUAUUGCUGGUCAAAUGGUCAUCCUGCUUGACAUUUCCACCAAACAGCAGAAAUAUAUACGCUCUUGCAGUGGCUGUGGAAUUGGCUCGAUUGGGGUACACCCAAGCCAUAAGUACUUUGUCGUGGCAGAGAAGGGGAAAAAACCCAUCCUGAUAAUAUAUGAAUAUCCUUCAUUAAAAGCGCAUCGUAUUCUCAGAGAUGGUACAGAGUAUGCGUUCAACUCUGUCAACUUUAAUAGUGAUGGGAGUCUUUUGGCCAGCUUGGGCAGUGCACCUGACUACAUGCUGACCUUGUGGAACUGGGGACAGGAAGAGGUGAUGCUCAGGUGCAGAGCCAUUUCUCAGGAGGUAUACAGAGUGACCUUCUCCCCAUACAACCCUGGACUUCUGACAUCAUCAGGAUCUGGGCACAUCAAAUUCUGGAGAAUUGCUAGCACAUUUACAGGUCUCAAAUUGGAAGGGCUUAUUGGGCAUUUUGGGAAAAUGGCAGCAACAGACAUCGAAGGCUAUAUAGAACUUCCCGAUGGAAAGGUGGUGUCUGGCUCAAACUGGGGCAAUCUGCUACUGUGGGAUGGAAAUUGCAUUAAAGUGGAACUCUGCAGGAAAGGAGGACAAUGUUGUCAUACAGGAGUUGCUCAGCCUUUUGCUUUGGAGGACGGACAGCUAAUGACUCUCGGCUCUGAUGGAAUGAUCCGGGGCUGGGACUAUGAGAGAAUCUGCAAUGCAGAAAGUAGCAGUGAAAGCAGCAAGUUUGAGAUGGAGCCCAUGAAUGAGAUGAUUGUUGGGCGCCACGUAUGCCUCUCCUCAAUAGUGAAAAGCUCCCUUCCCGACUCUACUGUUUGGUUUGCUCAGGAUUCCAAUGGAGCUAUUUGGAAACUGGAUCUUUCUUUCACAUACAGCACUCCUGAUCCAGAGUGCCUGAUAUCCUUCCAUGCUGGACCAAUCAAGGGCCUUGAUGUGUCAAAGAAAAGUCACCUCAUGGCAACUACUGCAAAAGAUCGUACCGUUAGAAUCUUUGACUUUCUGGCAAAAACCGAGCUCAUCAGUAGCCGAUUCAACCAGGGUGGAACCGCCCUCCAUUGGGCACCACCUUCGGUGAAUUACAGUGGAGGUUUAUUGGUGACAGGAUUUGAGGAUGGGGUGGUGCGCCUGCUGGAGCUUUUCGAUUCCACGGGGCUCCAUAACAACAAAGGAGACACUCGCAUUCGUCUCAAACAGGCCUUCAAACCCCACAAUGGCCCUGUAACCUCAAUUGCAUAUGAACGUGAUGGUAAAAUUUUAGCCACAGGGAGCUCAGAUUGCACUGUAUUCUUUUUUACUGUUGGAGAAAAAUAUGAACCUGUUGGUUUUGUUCAAGUUCCCGAAAAAGUACAGAUACUUCAAUGGUCACCUCAUUCCCAUCAUGAAAGCAGCCUGCUUAUCAUGUGUCAGAGUGGGCAUGUUGUGGAGGUCCCGUGUCCUGAUAACAAUACCCUGAAGACAACCAAAUCUUACCAACUGCUGGAACUGCCCAGGAGAUCGUUCUGCUUCAAAAGCAUCAAAUCUCGAAUUAAGAGAGAGGAGGAAAUAGCAAGGCGACAAGCUUUCAAGGUAAAACAGCAACAGGAGCAUCAAGAGCAUCAAGUUCCAGAAGAGGAAAAGAUAGAUGAGGAGUUACCCCCCAUGGUCGUCCCUAACCCUCGUAGUCCUCUUCACUGUGGUUUCUACUCAGAGCCUGGUCAAUUCUGGCUGUCUAUGGGAGGGUUUGACUCAGGUUUCUUGUACCAUUGCAAGUUCUCUGAGAGACAGGAUGAGGGUCCAGACCAACGCCAUGAUGAACCAUUUGACUUCCUAACAGUCCCGAAUGCUGAUGAUGACCCCAUUUGUACAAUCACCUUCAACUCCAACAGGCAGCUGAUGCUAUGUGGCAUGCACUCAGGUUCCAUCAGAGUUUUCCCACUUGAUCCAAACAACCACACCCUAACCUCCAUGCAGGCAUACUGGGAUCUGAGCGUCCACGACAGCAAUUAUGGACAACUACGGCACAUCUGCUGCAGCUACGACGACCAAUUUGUGUUAACAGCCGGAGAUGAUGGCAAUAUAUUCUCCUUCAACUUGUUUCCUCAUGAGAAACUACAGAAAGGCCUGAGUAGAAAUAGAGCCAUGGUUCCUUCUCCAAGGGACGGUCUUGAGAAUGAGGAUUUGGCUCAGGACAUCGAUGACCCAGCAGUUGAUAGCAUAGAGAUGGUCAGACAGAAGCUGGAGAAAGCCCAUCUGUCUCAGGAAGCUGAGAAGAAAAAGUCUGAAAAGAGGAAAAGGCUUGCUGAGAUUCAGAAUAUGUUCAACAAACUGCUCAGGGACAACAAUGACUUGCCAGAACAUUCCCGGCUGACAUUUGCGGAGUUACAGCUGAAUGAGUGUUUUGAAGAGGAGGCUAAGCGGGAGAAGACACGCAAAAUAAGAGAGGUCCAAAAACAGAUGAGCUGGGAAGAGCAAUACUCACAGAUAUCACUGAAAAAACUACAGGAAUGGUUCAAUGGCUAUUCUGAGUUUGAUAAAGUCACUGUGUUUGCCAUCCGCAAUGACCACAGAGUCUCCACCUACCAUGUUCCAGCGCUUUCUUUAGUGCAGAUCCCACAACAGAACGGUUACAGUAGCACCAGCAACAUUGAAGCUGCUCCAGAUGAACGUAGAAAAUCCAGGGAUCAAACUCUGAAAGACAAUAGUGAAACAGACGAGGAAGAUUUGCCACAGGUUCUGGUGACUCGAUCUUCUCUGGUAAAGCUGGCUGAUCGGCAGAUAGAGCGGCUAAAAAAGGCCGCCGAAAAAGCUGAACAGGCACGUGCCAAGAUUGAAAAGAGAAAGCAGGAAUGGGACAACCUUUAUAAAGAGAAACCCAAAAAGAACUGUGAAGAUCCAGACGAUGUGCAGGCCAUCUGUGAAGCCAAAGAGAAAAUUGGAGAUUUGAAACUUAAAACUGAUAAAAACUUCACUGUCCCAAAACAUUUACGAAUGAAUCCAGACAAAAAGAAAGCAGAGAUGACUGAACUGGAGGCCAAUAUACGUGAGAAACAGAUUGAGAUAAACAGAGAGGUUGUGGCCUUGCGGGACUCCAAACUUAUCCUUUUAUCAAAAUUGCGUGCUGAGACUAAGCAGUUUGAGAAGGUCCAGAGUCUUCUACCAUCCCAUCUCCAACGCCAUCCACCCCCUAUACCCACCAUACACCCAGAAGAAAUCCCAGACAAGAGGCUACGAUGCACCCGUGACAUCCUAGCCAGAUACAGGGUGCUGAGAGAGCAGAGGCUCCAGUGGACAGAUAUUAGGGAGCAGGCGGAAGGCAUAAAUUUGCUGACGCACCUGGAAAAUGAGAUGGAAGGAAUGGACGAAGAGGAUGACAUGUCGGUUUUAUCUGCUGCUGGAGAAGAGGAGGAGCUCAAAGGAGAGGAAGCUGCUGAACUAAGCAAGGAGAUGGAGAGCAAAUUGGUCUUCAUGCAGGACUUGCUCCUGGAAAAGAUGGAGAGCAUGGUGCAAAAGUUUGAUAGGGAGCACCUAACGUGUCUUCAGAAGGUACAGAUGCUGGACUGGAAGCUAAAACUUGGCAACCUCCGUCAGCUAACACUCUAUCAGGAGUUGCUCCUGCUCAAAGAAGUGGACAAGAGUGAGGAAAUUAUGGAAGAGAAGCUUGAAACGCGUGUGAAGGAGGAGAAAAAGUUGAUGUAUAAGUUGGAAGAGUGUCAGGAACAGCUGGACCUGAAGUAUCAAGACAUAACCAAACUGCAGGAGAAGGAGAAGGCAGUAAGAAAAGCUUUUCAGGCCUCGCUGGGUGAAGACAAGAAAUUUGAAGAGUAUCUGACCAAAGUUUUCAAAAGGAAAAUAAAACGUACCAAGGAGCAGCAGCCGGGUGAAGAAGAAGAGGAUGAGGAAGACUUUGACGAUUACGAAAACUGGGAUGACGAUGAUGACUGGGAAACAAUGGAGGGAGAAGAUGCAGUAGAGGAAUGCCCUCCAGGUUGUGAUCCAAAGUUGUUUGAACAUGUGUUGCGACUUCGUGAACGUCGACUGGAUCUGGAAGAUCUGCUGAUAGAGGAGAGGAAGAAUGUGGAUGUUCUUGAGAAGGAGCGUGACUCCCUUGCUAAGAAGCUCAAAUCAGUGAAAAUCUAUCGCAAAGCAGCAGAGGAUGACUUGGAGCAAGUCAACAGGGAGAAACAGCAGAAGAUAAACCAACUAGAUGUUGUGGUUCCUCUAAGACUACACCAGAUUGAGUUUGAUAUAAGAGGCCAAGUGCCCUUGGACCUCAGCUUGGCAUUGAUACUCAACAAGACUGAGCUGAAACGUCUGCAGGAGCGAGUGAAGCAGUUGGAAAUUGACAAGAACCAGCAGACUGAUAUCUACAAUCAAGCACGACAGCAGCAUAUCAGGCUCAUUCAAGAACGAAAGGACAAGAAUACUGAGAUUCAGAUGCGGCAAAAAAAUUGCAACCAGCUAAUGAUGAGAAGGUUUGGGAGAGAGGUCGAUCUGGAAGUUCUGCAGACGCUGUCUGGUAACAGGACAGUUGAGGAAUUGAAACAGGAAAUACUCCUUCAAGAAGCUGCACACGCCAAAGAAAUUAAGCAGUGGGAUAUCAAAGUAGAAAAAGCUCGUGGGGUUCUGAUGGAGAUGACAAGGAGCAACACAGAGCGACUCCUCUGCCUGAAUAGUCUCUUUGAGCAGAAGAAGGAGCUGGAGCAGAAACUUGAUGCUAGACAGAAGAAAAUUGGCAAACAGCUUCAAGACUGCAGCAGGCGGGAUGACAGAAAGGAGAUAUUGGAUCUACAAGAACUUGUGAGAAGGCAGUCCCAGCAAAUGGAGAUUCUCAGUAGAGAGAUCAGUCUUCUGUCCCAUAAAGGAGGCAACAUGCUACCGACUACUCAGACUAAGCUACCCCCACUUGCUCCUUUGCUCAACCCAACAAUAAAAUAUCUAAGGAAACCAGGUAAACCAAACUUUAGAAGUAGUGACAGGAAGGCAUACAAUCAAAUGUAAGUUCUUAAAGGCUUAAGGCCAAGAAGUGUUGAAACCAAAUUGCAUUUGGCACAUUUUCAAGAUUGAGUUGAUGCAAGUUAGACGACAAAGUAAUCACAAUUCUGUUUCUUAUCAAUUUCUGAUUUUUGUGUCAAAUAGAAGCCAAUGAUUGUCCCACAAAAGACAUUUAAAACCCAAACUAUGACUUGGAAAUUUGAUGGAUGCUGUCAAAAUAAAUAUGCGCAAACACAAGCAAUACUGAACAUUUUUGUGUACUUGAAAGAUCAUUAUUAUGAAUGAUAAAUUUUGCUGUUCACUGUUUUAAAUGUUGCUUUCAAACAAUAAA